AUGUCGAAAAAAAUGGUUGUUCGUGAUCAAUACAAUUGCAAAGUUGAAUUACCCUUUCCUCCGCCGAUUACCGUCGAUGAAAUAAUUGAAAAGCAUUCAAAAAAUGGUAUUGAAAAUGUUAAUAAAACAACAAACGCUUUUCUUAUUUAUCGAAUGGUAUAUAAUCACGAAGCCAGAGAACUUGGUUUGCCUUUAGAGGACAUAUCAAAAUUAUCGGGUAAUUCUUGGAAAAACGAACCGGAGCAUAUUAAAAGAUGGUAUAAGGAAAUAGCAUCUGCUGUUAAAUAUUCGAUGAAGAAGGACAAAAUCACUGAAAAUGCUGAUAACCAGGCUUCACCAAUCAUGCCUCCGGUCAACGAACAAGAAUUU
This is a messenger RNA of Acaulospora morrowiae, 369 nucleotides long. NCBI's taxonomy places the organism in Eukaryota, Fungi, Glomeromycota, Glomeromycetes, Diversisporales, Acaulosporaceae. The record is from the annotation of a GenBank genome assembly.